AUGGCACCCUCAUCUUCAAGCUCCAAUGGACCAGUACUUAAUAUUUCCAGUACCAUCGAUUUCGAUGCAGAUGUAGAUUAUGAAGCACUACCAGCGCAUGCUCCUCUAUCUCACCAAUUAUUAGCUGGUGCAUUUGCAGGAAUAAUGGAACAUUCCACAAUGUUUCCUAUAGAUGCAUUAAAAACAAGAAUACAAUCAACGACAACUAAAGGAACUGAACAAACUUCCACUUCAAUAAUAAAACAAAUAUCUAAAAUAUCGACCAUGGAGGGUUCUCUUGCAUUAUGGAAAGGUGUUCAAUCUGUCAUUCUUGGUGCGGGUCCUGCUCAUGCAGUGUACUUCGCCACAUAUGAAUUUACUAAAGCUCAUUUGAUACCUGAUUCACAAAGGGAAACUCAUCAACCAAUAAAGGUAGCUGUGAGUGGUGCUACUGCCACAGUAGCAUCCGACUUCUUUAUGAACCCAUUCGAUACAAUUAAACAAAGGAUGCAGAUAUCAGAUUUAAAGAAGGAGAAAGUCUAUAAUGUUGCGAAGAAGAUAUAUAAUUUGGAAGGUUUAUCUGCAUUUUAUUAUUCUUAUCCAACUACCAUUGCCAUGAAUAUUCCUUUUGCAGCAUUUAAUUUUAUGAUCUAUGAAUCCGCAAGUAAAUUCUUCAAUCCAUUGCAUCAUUAUAAUCCCUUGAUUCAUUGUCUUUGUGGGGGUAUAAGUGGAGCCAUAGCCGCUGCUGUUACUACUCCGUUAGAUUGUAUAAAGACUGUCAUCCAAAUUCGUGGUAGUAGCGUGGUAUCGCUAGAAGUAAUGAAGAAAGCAAACACAUUUAAAAAGGCAACAAGCGCCAUCUUAAUGGUAUAUGGUUGGAAAGGGUUUUGGAGAGGUUUACAACCGAGAAUACUGGCAAAUAUGCCUGCUACCGCAAUAUCAUGGACUGCAUAUGAAUGUGCCAAACAUUUUUUAUUCUCAACAAGACUUUUAAAGAAUGACGAACAUUGA
Messenger RNA from Naumovozyma castellii, 990 nucleotides. RefSeq lists its product as uncharacterized. Bases 1 to 990 code for a protein of 329 amino acids. The record is from RefSeq and is a predicted model, not a curated record. The transcript has a single exon. Lineage: Eukaryota; Fungi; Ascomycota; Saccharomycetes; Saccharomycetales; Saccharomycetaceae.